Messenger RNA from Acanthochromis polyacanthus (spiny chromis), 3111 nucleotides. RefSeq lists its product as uncharacterized. Lineage: Eukaryota; Metazoa; Chordata; Actinopteri; Pomacentridae. The record is from RefSeq and is a predicted model, not a curated record. The transcript has 2 exons. Bases 1918 to 2883 code for a protein of 321 amino acids.
UUGUUCUGUGGAUGACAAGCCUGGCCUGAAAAAAAUGAUGCUGGAAAUGCCGGAGAAAAGAUGGAAGGAUGACCAGGCUAAAUAUGGGCAUGUUGCAGUCAUGUUAGAUUCCAUGGCCAUAAGAAAACAUGUGCAAUAUAAUCCGCACAACCAGUCAAUGUCUGGUUUUGUAGACUUGGGUGAUGGAAACAAUGAGACUGAUGUUGCUACUGAGGCGCUUGUGUUCCUGGUGGUUGGCCUUCAAGGACAUUGGAAGGCUCCCAUUGCAUAUUACCUGACGAAGACUCUGUCUCCAGACACACAAAGGGUCCUUCUCACUCAUGCUUUGGAGGAGCUGCAUGCAUGGGGUAUUCAGGCGGUAUGUGUCACAAUGGAUGGCCAUGCUACAAACAUCAGCAUGUGCAAUCAACUUGGUUAUGAGCUGAGGGGUAACCCACAAGAACCACUUAAAACCAGUUUCCCACAUCCGUCGACUGGUGACCAAGUAUUUAUAAUGAUGGACGCAUGCCACAUGCUGAAGUUGGCACGUAAUAUGUUGUAGGUAAAUUAUUAUUGUUGUAUACCUAUUUGUACAAGUUAUGUUAUUUUUGUGUGCACAUUUAUUACUGGAUGUGAAGAUCAAAAUUGUGCUGUUUGUACUUGUUUGAGCAGUGACCAAUUCUUUCUCUGCAGUCAUACAGUCCGAUUGCCUCUACCUGUGGACAGAUAAAUUGGAGAUACAUUGAUCAGCUCAAUGAUGUGCAAAAAAAAGAUGGACUGCAUGCUGCAAAUAAAAUUACAGACAAGCAUGUCCACUUUGAGAACCAGAAGAUGAAGGUUUCCCUAGCCGCACAAACACUGAGUCGCUCAGUGUCAGUGGCUCUCCGCACAAUGCGAGAUCUUGGGUACUCUCAAUUAAGAGACUGUGAGGCAACAGCAGAUUUCAUCGAGGUAAUUCCCUAAUAAUUCUGAUUGCAUCAUAGGUUUUUUUCAUAAACAUAAGGUUUUUCGAUAUUUAACUGACAUGACAUUUAUAUGCCACUAUUUUUUUUAUAGAUGAUUGACAGUCUCUUUGAUAUUAUGAAUGGACGCAAUCCUCGUGCCAAAGAUUUCAAAGCUCCUUUCGGUGCUUUGAAUUUGAUAGAGAGGAAAGCAUUUUUGUCAAGAGCCAGAGAGCACUUGCUCACUUUGGCGACAAAAAAUGGAACACCCCUCCACCGCUCAAAGAAGUGUAUUAAAAAAGAGCAUUAAAGUUGAAAGUUCGAGAAAGUUACUGCAUGAGUUCAUUGAAACAGUUCCAGUUUUUGUUCCAUGCAUCAAGUUCAUAAGAUGCCUCAUUCUCUAUCAGGUUCAUAUGAUACAGUGCAUUUUCUUUUUGUUUUGUCUGCCAACAUGACGCUCUUUAAUUACAAUGUUUUUCUGUGUCCAGCUGUAUUUGUCAAAAUUAACGUGUAUUCAGUGUUUUUCAGGUCCCAGAUGCAUAUAUAUCAAUUUUUUCCCCCCAACAUUAAGAUUUGUCUGUGUCAGAAAGAGAGCUUGCAUGUAGGAGGGAUGUUGUUGUUUUCUGCCGCUUAUCCUGGUCCGGGUCGCAGGGCCAGCAGCUUCAGGAAGAAGGCCCAGAUCUCGUGUUCCCAAGCCAGGCGAGAGAUAUAAUCUCUCCACCUGGUCCUGGAUCGGCCAAGAGGCCUCCUCCCGGUCGGACAUGUCUGGAACACCUCUAACAGGAGGUAUCCAGAAGGCAUCCUGACCAGAUGCCAGGGCCACCUCAGCUGACUCUGGUCAAAAAAAAAAAAAUUCUGUUCUGGUUAAAAUUUAAAUCUGCAGUUUUGUUUUCAUCUGAAUUGUCUUGUAUUAAGUGUGUUGCAGGUCCUAGAUGCUUCUAAAUGGGUAUGUAUUACACAACAUCAUGUACAUGUAAGUCAAAAUGGUAAGUAUUGCAUGUGUUCGUGCAUGUGUUCUUGUUCUCAAGUUUUUAUCUGCUCUGGUAGCUGCUUUUCCUUCUCUGAGUUUGCACCCAAGAAAUGCAACUUUUUGUCUGCCAUUGAAUUUGUCAUUAACAUCGACACAUUGAUGGUAAUGAUUCCAGAGCUCCUCCAAGUUCAGCGGUAUGUUCUAACAUACAGAUUUAGCCACGAUCACUUGGAGCUCCUGUUUAAUUCCAUCAGAGCAUCGGGUGGCUGGAAUAAUAACCCCUCUGCGAGCCAGUUCCAGGCCAUUUUCCGCCGCUUGAUGGUUCGAUGUGGUGUGUCACCCAGUGAGACUGGCAAUGUUGCAGCCCAAGAUCAGACUGUGUCCCUAGCUGCAGUAGAGAUGUCCUCUCCAGAAACAGCUGAAGAACAUCCAUCUCCAUUUGCAAACAUUUCGGCCGUUGUGACAGAUCACAGUUACCUGCCCACUCGGUUCGGGGAGCUGGUAGAAAAUGCCCUUGUCUACAUCGCAGGAUUUGUGGUCCGGCAGAUUCUGCAAAAGCUGUCCUGCGAUAUAUGCCAUGCUAGCUUGGUCAGAGAUGCUGUACUGUCAUCAUUUGAUGAAAACUACCACCUGCUGACACUGAAAAACCGUGGUGGCCUUGUGAUUCCAUCACAAGGUACUAUGAAGGUGUUGAGAGCUGCAGAGAGGGUCAUCCGGCAAGCAUCAACAAGGCAGGCACCAAAGUUGUCAACAGUCACCUACAUUGUCCGGGAGGAGGUUGGAACAGAGGACGUUUUUCAUCUUAGGGAACACAUUGAGGAGCAACAGUUUGGCAUCGACAACCACCAUUUUACACUGUUGUCAUUAGUUGUGUCUGUGUUUCUGAAGAUAAGGCUGCAGCACAAGGCAAAACUCACCUCUCUGGAGCUGCAGAAAGGGAGCACAAGGAAAAAAACACCAAAACUGUCCUCUUUCAAGGCUUUUAGGGCCUGAGCAAAUGGAUGUAAAUAUGUAGUUUAGGUGCUGAUUGUGUCAUGUACAAAAAUAAUAGUUUUGGCGUUACAGUACUUGUUUGUUCACAGUGUAUAUGACAACAAAUUGAAUAUCAUCUCAUCUGUUCUUGUGUUUAACUUGAAAGUGUGAAAUUUUUUGAUAUGUAGGCAAUAUAUUUGUGUGUAUUUCUUCAUUUUUCCAAUUAUUAAAAUAGACAGUCUCCUUCUA